UGAAAGCUAAUUAGAAUUUCAUGGUAGUUGGUGAGAAUCACCGAUGCAUCAGGCGGAAACUACUCGUCACGAUAUAAGAUGGCGUUCAUAAGAUGUUUUGGUCGGAUAACAUUACGUAAAAAGGCUGUAUUAGGAACUAUUUUCUCUAUAUGGAUCGUUGUUUUGGUUCUACAAAAGUUUUGGGAACUAAAGUUGGAGAUGGAAGACUCUUAUCAAGACCGCCAAGCUACACUAAACAACAGACGAAUGAAUCAAUCAUACCUGCCCAUUAAAGAUCCUGUGAUUACUCCAAACGGCUUUAAUAAUUCUCAAUUCUUGSUAAUAAUUCUGGUAUCCAGCUCACCGAGUAACCUACACAGGAGAACUGCCAUUAGRAAKACUUGGGGUAGRGCAGAAAACUGGAAUUUCUUUGGUACRAUGCCACUGGUGUUGAGAAAAUYGUCGUACAGAACAGCCUUYGUUAUUGGAACUUCAUCAUCUCUUWCUCUAGAAAUACRAGAAGAGAUAGCUAAAAACCAUGAUAUGUUAAUUGGAAAUUUCACGGACUCAUACAAGUCGUUAAACAUCAAAGUAUUUAUGGSUUUKMAGUGGUCUUUGUCGAUAGAMUGUAAAUWUAUCUUGAAAGCAGAUGAUGAUGUCUAUGUAAAUGUACCACUUUUAUCUACGUGGUUGAAUAACAAAAAUUCAAAAAUUCCAAAAGACCUUUACUCUGGUUUUGUGCACUGGAGUAUUGGUCCAUUUAGGAAGAACAACUCCAAACAUUUUUUAAACAAUAUUCUAUACUCGAGCAAAGUAUUCCCUCCGUAUUGUGCCGGAUUUUCUUACAUUUUGUCGCGUUACUUAGUGUCACGCAUUCUUGACGCAAGUCGCGUGAUCCUGCCAUUGUGGAUUGACGAUGUUUAUAUCGGAAUGCUCGUUUAUUACCUCGGGGUUCGUCCGUUAAAUCAUGAUGGAUUUCAUCUUCGUUUGAACGCUGUAAGCUCUAMAGAACUACAUGGCUUUAAUGAAUGYAGUUUCUUAAAUACGUUUACAUACGGGCAUCAAAUGGGACCUAAAGAGCUGAUUCAUGUACAUGAAACAUUCCGUAGAAUGGAUUCAAGAAGCAAUGGCUACUUGGUUUUUCAGUGUAUGUCAAAGAAUUUAGCAUUCACGAUGAGUGUGGUGGUUCCUAGYCUAUUGCUUUCUAUCACUGCGAUUGCUAUU
This is a messenger RNA of Actinia tenebrosa (Australian red waratah sea anemone), 1203 nucleotides long. RefSeq names its product beta-1,3-galactosyltransferase 1-like. NCBI's taxonomy places the organism in Eukaryota, Metazoa, Cnidaria, Anthozoa, Actiniaria, Actiniidae. The record is from RefSeq and is a predicted model, not a curated record. Gene Ontology annotation, cellular component: Golgi membrane. Gene Ontology annotation, molecular function: hexosyltransferase activity. Gene Ontology annotation, biological process: protein O-linked glycosylation.